UAUGAUGAUAGCUAGAUCUCUCAUCAUACCCCUCUUGCCUUCCUCUUUUCUUGCAUCAUUUUCAUAACCCCCAUUUAACCAACUACAGCUCUACCUACUUAUAUAUAUAUAUAUAUAUAUAUAUAUAGAGAGAGAGAGAGAGAGAUGGAAAUGAAAUUGGGGCAUGAAAACUCAACAAGCUCAAACAAGAGUAGUAGUAGUAGUAGUAGUAAGAAGGAAAUGGGAAGAAAAGGAGAUGAGCAUGAUGAGAAGGUGGAUGAUCAAGAAGCAGCAAACUGCAGUUCAUCAAGUGAUCAUGAGGAUCUCAGUUUCAGGAAUCUAUCAAAGCUUAUUGUUCCUCCACUCGGUGCUUCAGCCUACACUACCCCCAAUCAUUCCAAGGGAAGAAUCAUCUCUCCAAUGGAUUCUACAUACAGGUGCUGGGAGACAGUGAUGGUAGUAUUGGUGGCGUACUCAGCAUGGGUAUGCCCGUACGAGAUCGCAUUUCUGGGCUCAAAUCCAACUACACCACUGUAUACGGCAGACAUCAUCGUCGACGUAUUCUUCGCGGUCGAUAUUGUCCUCACAUUUUUCGUCGCCUACAUCGAUUCCACCACUCAAUUAUUGGUCCAUGAUCCCUCAAAAAUUGCUAAGAGGUACUUGUCUACGUGGUUUCUAAUGGAUGUUGCCUCAACCAUACCAUUCGAGCUGAUAGCUUUCUUGAUUUCCGGCAAACAUCAGGCGGGCGUCUCCUACUCCGUCCUAGGAAUGCUGAGGUUUUGGCGUCUCCGUCGUGUCAAGACUUUCUUCACCAGGAUCGAAAAGGACAUAAGAUUCAGCUACUUUUGGGUCAGAUGUGCCAGACUCUUGUUUGUAACAUUACUACAAGUGCAUUGUGCUGCCUGCCUGGCCUACUUGCUCGCCGUCCAAUAUCCAAACGAAGGGAACACGUGGAUUGGAUCCGCUAUACCCAACUUCAAGGAGACAAGCCUCUUGAUAAGAUACAUUUCGGCCCUAUAUUGGUCCAUCACCACCAUGACGACCGUUGGCUAUGGAGAUAUACACGCUGUUAACGCCUUGGAGAUGGGCUUCAUUAUCUUGUAUAUGCUCUUCAACUUAGGCUUAACGGCUUAUAUCAUCGGUAACAUGACUAACUUGGUCGUUGAGGGCACUCGACGAACCAUGGAAUUCAGGAACAGCAUUGAGGCUGCAUCGAGUUUCGUGUCACGUAACCGUUUGCCUCCGAGGUUGAAAGAGCAAAUACUGGCUUACAUGUGUCUUAGGUUCAAAGCUGAGAGCUUGAACCAGCAGCAGCUAAUUGAACAGCUACCUAAGACAAUAUGUAAAAGCAUACAGCAGCACUUGUUCUUGCCAACUGUUGAGAAGGUUUAUCUUUUUAAGGGUGUCUCAAGGGAAAUCCUGAUGCUUCUUGUUGCGGACAUGAAAGCGGAGUAUAUCCCUCCAAGAGAGGACGUUAUCAUACAGAACGAGGCACCAGACGACAUCUACAUAAUCGUGUCUGGAGAAGUUGAGAUGAUAGACUGUGAGAUGGAGAAAGAAAACAUCGUUUGGGCUUUGAAUACUGGCGACAUGUUUGGAGAAGUGGGAGCCUUUUGUUGUAUGCCUCAAAGCUUUACUUAUCGAACCAAGACGCUGUCACAACUGCUCAGGCUGAAAACAAGUUCUCUAAUCGAAGCAAUGAAGACCAGACAAGAAGAUAAUGUAACCAUGCUCAAGAACUUCCUUCAGCAUCAUAAAAAGCUGAAGGAUCUACGGCUGGGGGAUUUGUUUCUUGAAGGCGGAGAAGAAGACGGUGAUCCAAACAUGUCAAUAAACUUGCUCUCUGUUGCUGGUACCGGUAAUGCUGCUUUUCUCAAUGAGCUGCUAAAGGCUGGGCUCGACCCUGACGUUGGAGACUCUAAAGGAAGAACGCCAUUGCACAUAGCAGCAUCAAACGGGCACGAAGACUGCGUAGUAGUCCUUCUGAAGCAUGCUUGUAGCUUACACCUGAGAGAUUUUAAUGGCAACACGGCAUUAUGGGAUGCUAUAGCAGCAAAGCACCAUUCCAUAUUCAAGAUCUUGUACCAUUGGGCUUCCAUCUCCGAUCCCUAUGUUGCAGGGGACCUUCUCUGCAUGGCAGCCAGAAGAAAUGACUCAACGGUAAUGAAAGAACUCUUGAAGCACGGUCUGUAUGUGGAUUCCAAGGAUAGGCACGGGCUGACUGCCAUCCAAGUCGCAACGGAGGAAAACCAUAUGGACAUGGUGAAGUUUCUGCUGAUGAAUGGAUCUGAAGUCAAUGAAAUAGUUAAAAACAAGAUUUCUUCUGUUAACUUGAACGAAAUGCUGCAAAAACGGGAGGUUGGACACCGUAUAGUUGUGCCUGAUAUGUUGAAUGAAAACGUUCUUGGAGUAAACGGAAACGACCAACAGAGAAACGGGGAGAGCACCAAAGGGUUAGUUCUUUCAAGAGUCAGCAUAUACAAAGGCCAUCCUACGAACCGGAGAGAGAGUCGUUGCAGUGAGCCUGGAAGGUUGAUCAGGUUGCCAGGUUCACUGGCUGAGCUCAAGGGAAUUGCAGGUCAAAAGUUUGGAUUUGAUGCUACAAAUGCUCUAUUGACUAACGAAGAAGGGGCUGAGAUUGACUCCAUUGAAGUGAUAAGAGAUAACGAUAAGCUGUUUAUAGUCGAGAAUCCAGAUUCCAUUAUGUAAGGAAACAUGCUAAGAGUCGAGCAUAGAAGACUUAGAAAUAACGACACAACUUAUAUGUAAAAAGAUAGACAUGAGAUAAACAAAUGUAUAUGUACUGGAAUUUUCUGCUUAUACACGCACUCCCUUCUUUAUCA
Molecule: messenger RNA, 2822 nt
Organism: Sesamum indicum (sesame)
Lineage: Eukaryota; Viridiplantae; Streptophyta; Magnoliopsida; Lamiales; Pedaliaceae
Gene: KT2/3
Product: potassium transport 2/3
Biological process (GO): potassium ion transport; transmembrane transport
Cellular component (GO): membrane
Molecular function (GO): protein binding; voltage-gated potassium channel activity
Source: RefSeq, a predicted model, not a curated record